This is a messenger RNA of Scatophagus argus, 1607 nucleotides long. Its product is annotated as transcription factor HES-1-like. Gene Ontology annotation, cellular component: nucleus. Gene Ontology annotation, biological process: negative regulation of neuron differentiation; anterior/posterior pattern specification; Notch signaling pathway. Gene Ontology annotation, molecular function: protein dimerization activity; RNA polymerase II cis-regulatory region sequence-specific DNA binding; DNA-binding transcription factor activity, RNA polymerase II-specific. The record is from RefSeq and is a predicted model, not a curated record. The coding region runs from base 623 to 1369 and encodes 248 amino acids. The transcript is spliced from 4 exons. Lineage: Eukaryota; Metazoa; Chordata; Actinopteri; Scatophagidae.
UAGUAAAUAAUGAUUCACUCACUAAAAGAACAAACAAUCCAGUGUGAUGUCUUAAAUUAGUCUGACCGAGGCCGGAAUCACGGAAACAAUGUAAUCUGAAAUAAAACAACGUGGAAGAGGACAACUUUUUGCAUAAAGCUAAAACCAAAGUUUUCAUGACAUUAAAUUAACGUAAGAGGCGACACAGUACACAGUUUAUCUAAUCUCAGAGUUUACAGCCCUGACACUUUUCCUUACGCUGAGGAGUACUUUUUCUGUCUAUCAAAGUCUCCCGGCAUCCUGACAGGUAGCCAAUGGGAGCGCCCUGUCGCACGAGCCCGCCGCCCCCGGCACCGUGUCCCGCGCGCCCAUUGGACGGACUGAUGAAACCCAGGAAAGCAGCACACGAGCCGCUCGCGUGCGGGCUCGGGCUCUAUAGAUAAAACCUGCGGCGCUGGAAACAGGAGCUGAGUGCAGCUUGGUGAGGAGACACAAGUCGCUUGUGGCAUUUGCCAUCACUUGCCAGGAGAAGGCGGAACUCAACGUACUGGACACUGGACCUUUUAUAUCUUGUGCAUCGUUCUGUUACUGAUAAAGUGUUUUGUUUGGACUGCCACGCUGUUUUUAAUCAUAAAACUUGAAAAUGCCAGCCGGUAGUUUCGAAAGGACAUCUCCGUCCGCUGUGGCUGCCACACCGGCAAGUGGGGACUCCACACCCGAAAAACCCCGCACUCUGUCAGAGAACCGAAAGUCCUCCAAACCAAUCAUGGAAAAGCGGAGACGUGCGCGCAUCAAUGAGAGUCUGGGCCAGUUGAAGACCCUCAUCAUGGACGCACUCAAGAAAGAUAGCUCCAGACACUCCAAAUUGGAGAAGGCGGACAUCUUGGAGAUGACUGUGAAGCACCUCAGAAACCUUCAGCGACUUCAGAUGACUGCUGCAGUGAACACAGAUCCGUCCGUCCUGGGUAAAUACCGAGCAGGGUUCAGCGAGUGUGUUGGAGAGGUUACUCGCUUCCUGUCCACGUGUGAAGGGGUGAACACAGAGGUGAGGACUCGUCUCCUCAGCCACCUGGCAGCCUGCAUGACCCAAAUCAACGCCACAAAUUUCUACACACCUCACCCAGGCGCACUGGGACUCGGACAGACGCAGGGUACGCAGAUCCCACCUGUUUCUGCUCCACAGAUGCCUUGCAAAAGUGGCUCAGCGAUGCACGUCUCCCCAGAAGCUAUGAAGGUGUACGGUGGCUUCCAGGUGGUGCCAACACCGGAUGGACAGUUUGCUUUUCUUGUUCCCAGUGCAGCUCUCAUGCCACUGAAUGCACAAAACAGCCAUCACAUGUCACCUGUUGCACCUCCGGUCACCUCAGACUCUGUGUGGAGGCCCUGGUAGGAAAUCUGCACAAGGACUAUCGCACAAUAAAACAUAUUUUUGUACAUUUUGUAAAUGUUUUCAAAACCUACUUGAAAGGGAUGUCUACACACAUUUGUGUUUGUCUAUAUGGCCUCUUUGCUUGCUGUGAUUUUCUGUUUUUGGUGUCAUUUGCCUCAGGAGGUCAAGAAAAUCCUUGAAAAGCUCUUGAAAAGCACUGUAUUUUUUGAGAUUAAUAAAAUGUUUCUAUGAUGUUUAC